CUGCAAACUCGUAGCCCAAUCAGUUUAUCUUCUCAUCACGAUUAGACACACACUAUCAUCAUGCCUGCCAAAGCAGUUAGCGGAAAAGGAGCGAAGAAGGCCGGUAAGGCAAAGGCCAGCCGUGCAACUGACGGAAAGAAGAGGAGGAAGCGCCGAAAGGAAAGCUACGGAAUCUACAUCUACAAAGUUCUGAAGCAGGUUCAUCCCGAUACUGGUAUCUCCAGCCGUGCCAUGUCCAUCAUGAACAGCUUCGUCAACGAUGUCUUCGAGCGCAUUGCCGGUGAGGCUUCCCGUCUUGCCCAAUACAACAAGAAGUCCACCAUCAGCAGCCGUGAGGUCCAGACCGCUGUCAGACUCCUCCUCCCCGGAGAACUCGCCAAGCACGCCGUCUCUGAGGGCACCAAGGCUGUCACCAAGUACACCACCUCCAAGUAAAUUGGUUAUCAACGCCAUA
Messenger RNA from Strongylocentrotus purpuratus (purple sea urchin), 454 nucleotides. Its product is annotated as late histone H2B.L4. Gene Ontology annotation, molecular function: structural constituent of chromatin; protein heterodimerization activity; DNA binding. The transcript has a single exon. The record is from RefSeq and is a predicted model, not a curated record. Bases 61 to 435 code for a protein of 124 amino acids. Gene Ontology annotation, cellular component: nucleosome. NCBI's taxonomy places the organism in Eukaryota, Metazoa, Echinodermata, Echinoidea, Camarodonta, Strongylocentrotidae.